This is a messenger RNA of Symbiodinium sp. CCMP2456, 2619 nucleotides long. The record is from the annotation of a GenBank genome assembly. NCBI's taxonomy places the organism in Eukaryota, Dinophyceae, Suessiales, Symbiodiniaceae.
AUGACAAGAGGCAAUGGGCUUGCUUUGUUUUUUGGGCUGCUGGUAGCCCUUCAACCGCAGAGCAGUGUCUGCAUGCCACUGUCCGUGCGCUUGAAGGCUGCCUUUUCAAGUGGGGCGCGGCGGCAAGCGCUCAACCUGGGGAAGCGAAUCCGAUCCAGACCGUGGGGAGGUUUGGACUUCUGGGCUCCGGGACAGCAGGCAAACUUGGUUUCGAACAGAAGCUUUGGCGCUGGUGGCGCGAGCCAUGAGACGAUCUUUCUCCACAACCACAUCGACAUCGCUGCACCAGAGCUGCGACGUCGGCUGCUCGAGCUGGCCAUGGCCGCGGAUGCUGCAGCGGGAUGGAACCUCAGCCGCGGUCAGCCUUUGAGGGCCAGGUGUUUGGAGCUUCUGACGUAUCGAGGAACAUGGAGAUUUGAACCGGUGGCGUGGCAUGGAGAUGGGGCCACACUACUGACUUUGCUGGUCGUUCUCAGCAACAGGCGUUCGUACGAGGGUGGCGCUGUUGAGCUGAGAGACUAUGGCAACGGUCCUCACGGCCCACCGGAACCAUCGCAACUUACAACGUUGGAUAGGACGCAAGUGCUGGAGGUCAUGGCCGACACAUGGCACCGGCCGCUGCGAGCCGCAUCCGCGCCGAGCGACACUGCAGAAGUAGCACGAGUGAGGCUGGAGCAUCACGUCGACUUGGAGGCAGGCGAUGCGAUUGCCUGGCGCGGGUGGACUCUGCACCGUGCCACACCGGUGGUGGCUGGCAACAGGCAGGUCUUGGCCUCCGAAUGGUGGCUGGGGGAAGAUGCGGCCGACUCCGGGAUCGCACGAGCCCCCGACUCGGUGGUUGAGUUCCGUCGGGCUCUGCAGCGCGACCCUCGUGCCUCACAGCUCCACCGCUGGCUGGGCGGCGCCUUCUGCGAGAAGCAACCUUGCCAUGACGGCCACACGACUUCUUCGGCUUUGAGCGCUUACCAGACCGCACUAUCCCUAGCUCCAGAAGACCCUAUGGCCCUCCAUGCCUUGCAAGCUUUCCUGCAGUCGGGCUCGCAAAGUGAGAAAAGGGAACGCGCGACCAUUCCGCGCGGACCUUUGGCAGACUCUCCGAGCACGCCUGGAAUCGUAGGCAGUCUGCCAGAUGGCCAAACCAAGCUAACCUGGCCAGAGCUGCGAGUGGUCUCCGGGGGGAUCUUCCGUGUGUGCUGGUGCCCUGGGGCCCAGCAGGGCGGCGCGGAGCGCAGCGACUGCGAGGCGUCUGAGGACUUCUACGCCGAGUUCGGGACCUUUGCCAGCCUCCGCAUUCGUGAUGGCUGGUCCAGUGCGUGCCCUCGAGCCGAGGAGCCGAUUCUGAUUCAUGUGUCUGCGAUUGGGCUCAGGCCAGAGGUGGAUCGCAUCCUGUUGCUCAAGGCAUCCGAAGUCUGUGGAGAGGGCAUUCCUGACGUUUUGGCUCCGGGUGGAGUCGUGAGCUCGGAGUCCGGGUUCGGUGCUCUCCAGUGCAGGCAGGAUCCGAAUGCCGGCGCAGAGGACCUGGAGCGGAAGAUGGUGUGCGGAGGUGUCGACUCAUUGGGUGCCGUGCGUACCUACACCCUCGGAAUCUACCAGAUUUGCGUUUGUGGAGCGCUUCCAGCCUAUGAUUGCUCACAUCCGUCGCACUACUGGACUCCUGCUGGCAAAGCCUUCCAGGUGUUGAUGAGGUCCGACGCGCCGGGGGCCGCGGAGAGUGUGCCCCCAGUGUCACUCCUCACCGUUUCCAAGAGUCCUGUGGUAGCUGCCGCUUACGCUUCGCAGCCGCUCGGCUCCGAGCGCCGGCUUGCCGCUGGAUACGAGGACGGAGUGGUGCGCAUAUGGAAGCCAGCAGUCCCGGAGAUUGUCGCAACGCUGAUCGGCCACCUCGACCACGUUCAGGCAGUGGCUUGGGCACCCGAUGGUAGCUGGCUGGCAUCAGCAGGCCUCGAUGGCAGUCUGCGGCUCUGGGGCACCGCUGCGGGCCUCGGCCCGCACGGCCAGGGCGUGCCGCCGCACGUCUGCCCCAACUGGGCUCCUGUGUGGCACAGGCCAGGUGGCAACAUGCCAGAUUUUGAUUGGCAGAACGUCAUCCUCGGCCACGUGCUGAGCAUGAAUCCCCUCAACAUCACGCAGGAGCCUUUCGUGAACUUUGCAGAAGCUCUCUCCCACGAAGAUCUUGCAGACAUAGGUCACCUGACCUUGAAACGAGCCUCAGUGCAGUGUGAGAAGGCCUGCAGCAAUUUCCGGGAGAUGGCAGCCGACUUCUGUGAGUGCGGGCCGAGCUUGGAAUGCCACAUUCUUGGGACCUGCCUGCCCAAAUGUGGCUUGGAGGCAUACGUCUGGCCGGUGGCGCACAAGCAGGGCCUCACCGCCGUUGUCGUUUCAUGGACGCUGAACCUCUCGCACUCGCAGGUGCCAGUUCUGGAGGCAGCACUAGAAAAGUGCAAGCGCUGGCUCCAGCAUGAUCGAACAUACCGGAGACCAGAGGCAGCGUGCCAAGCGGAUCCGUUUGCCGUCUUGCACCACGGCCCUUCUGCCGAGGCUACGCUCAUCCAUUUUCUGAUGCAGGUCACAGUGAACUUCUUGCAUUGUAAGGAGAGUGCAUAUUAUGGCCCGUUGUAG